AUGUUGCGCCAGGUUGCCUCAGUUUCUCGUCGCCUCUUUAGCACGAGCGCUGCUGACACGGACGUUGUGAUUGUCAGCUAUGCGCGUACGCCCAUCACGUGCUUUAAUGGAUCUUUUGCACCGCUUCAAGCGCCCGAACUGGGUGCCAUUGCUAACGCUGAGGCCGUCAAGCGAGCAAAUCUCACUCCUGAUCACAUUCAAGAGGCGUUUCUAGGUAACGUAGUAAGCGCUGGUAUUGGCCAGGCGCCAGCACGCCAGUCUGUUAUUAAGGCGGGGUUUCCCACAUCUAUUCCGUGUACGACUAUCAACAAAGUGUGCGCGUCCGGCAUGAAGGCAUUGGCCAUCGGUGCACAGAGUCUCAAGAGCGGUAGUCAGCAAAUCGUGCUAGCUGGUGGAUUUGAAAGUAUGUCGAACGUUCCGCAUUACGUUCCAAAGGCACGCACGGGCUAUCGUUUGGGCCACGGCCAACUUGUGGACGGCGUGAUAUAUGACGGAUUGUGGGACCCGUAUAAUGAACAGUUGAUGGGAAUGUGCGGGGAAAAAUGCGCGGAGGACUUUGGCUUCUCACGUGAGGAACAGGACGCUUAUGCGACUGAGAGCUACCGCCGUGCAGUAGAAGCUAGUAAUCGAGGCUUCUUCAACAAGGAAAUUACGCCCGUGACCGUCAAAGGGCGUGGCAAUCAAUCUCAGGUUUAUGACAAGGAUGAAGAAAUGUUUGUUACGAAACCCGAUAAAAUUCCGACCUUACGCACGCCAUUUAAGAAAAAUGGCACGAUCACGGCGGCAAACGCGCCGUCGCUGAAUGAUGGCGCAGCUGCCAUGGUACUUAUGACUGGGGCCAAGGCUCGAGAAUUGAAUGUUACUCCUUUGGCGCGUAUUCGAGGCUUUGCUGACGCAGCGCAGGACCCUAUGGACUUCACGAUUGCCCCUUCCAAGGCCGUUCCGCUAGCCCUGCACCACGCUGGCCUUCAGAUGAGUGACGUGGACUACCACGAGAUCAACGAAGCCUUUUCGGUCGUAGCAUUGGCGAAUAUGCGUCUCAUGAAUAUCCAGCAUGACCGCCUUAAUGUCAACGGUGGCGCAGUUGCUAUCGGCCACCCGAUCGGCAUGUCUGGCACGCGUAUUGUAGGUACUCUCAUUCACAUCUUGAAAGAAAAGGAUGCAACAAUUGGCUGUGCAGCAAUCUGUAACGGAGGUGGUGGCGCCGGUGCCAUGAUCAUUGAACGCAUGAAUUAG
This is a messenger RNA of Plasmopara halstedii, 1236 nucleotides long. RefSeq names its product acetyl-acetyltransferase. Lineage: Eukaryota; Oomycota; Peronosporomycetes; Peronosporales; Peronosporaceae. The transcript has a single exon. Bases 1 to 1236 code for a protein of 411 amino acids. The record is from RefSeq and is a predicted model, not a curated record. Gene Ontology annotation, biological process: fatty acid beta-oxidation. Gene Ontology annotation, molecular function: acetyl-CoA C-acetyltransferase activity.